CAACUCGAAUGUCUUUAAGUGACUAGUAAAAAAAGCAGUCCAUUUUAAGUGUAGCAAAAAAUAUGGCAUCCCAGCUGAAGUUUGCAUUUCCUUUUGUUACUUUCUUCCUUGUGUAUUUGGUGGGGUGGGCAAAUGCAGCCGGAGAAUGUGGUCGCACGCCAAUAAAUGCUGCGGCGACUAGCCUGAGCCCGUGCCUUGGUGCAGCUUCCAAUGUUAGGGCAAGAGUGACUCCGGCAUGUUGCACCAAAGUUAAUGCAUUGAUAAAGAGUGCUCCGAGGUGCCUUUGCGCCGUCCUCCUAUCGCCUCUUGCAAAAAAGGCUGGUAUCAAACCAGCAAUAGCCAUCACUAUUCCGAAGAGAUGCAACAUCAAAAAUCGACCUGCUGGAAAGAAAUGUGGUCGUUAUACCGUCCCAUGAAUUUGAUGCUCGAAUGGACUUGGGAUACGAUACAUAAUAACGGUUUUCUAUGUAGG
Messenger RNA from Olea europaea var. sylvestris, 472 nucleotides. RefSeq lists its product as uncharacterized. The transcript has 2 exons. NCBI's taxonomy places the organism in Eukaryota, Viridiplantae, Streptophyta, Magnoliopsida, Lamiales, Oleaceae. Gene Ontology annotation, molecular function: fatty acid binding. The record is from RefSeq and is a predicted model, not a curated record. Gene Ontology annotation, biological process: systemic acquired resistance. Bases 63 to 416 code for a protein of 117 amino acids.